UGAGGUCACCCCAUUCCACUCCACAGAGACACUCUGGCAGCAGCCGCUGGCUCUUGUUCAUCCCCGGGGAAGUGUCUGAGAGCUGAGGACGCCAAAGCUGUGGUCACAACAGAGCUCCUGAAAGGGACACGGAGUGCUGGGAACUGAGGUAGCACUGUCCACCCUAGCUGUACCACUGUCCACCCCAGGAGCUGACUCUGGGAGAGCUGAGGACCGGGGACAAAAGUCUCGACAGUGCAAAGCGCAUCAUUCGGCAGUCCGGGGAGGCCCAGGAAGCCCACGGCCUGGCUGGGGCAUCAUCACCGCCGCCAGGCCACCAUGGUCCUCGGCUGGCUGCUGCUUCUGGUGAUGGCUGUGCCCUGGGGUGCCACAGGAGCCAAGGACUGCCUCUUCUGUGAGUUGACUGACUCCAUGAACUGCCCUGGCGUCCGCAUGCGCUGCGGCGAUGAUGAGGAGUGCUUCAUCGGCCACGGGGUGGCCCCGGGCGCCGGGACCGUCACCAGCAAGGGCUGUGUGCAGUCCACCAAGUGUGGCCGCGAGGAGCCCGUCCACUACAUGGGCGUCACCUACAGCCUCACCAGCACCUGCUGUUACACCCACAUGUGUAAUGGGGCCGCCAGCCCCACGGGCAGCGGGAGAGCGUGGGGCCACGCCAUCCUGGUGCUGGAUGCGCUGCUGCUCCGGUAUUUGCUGUGACCCACUCAGAGUGCAGGGCCCGGGAUCGGGCUCCGCGGCUCCCUUGCGUGCCCCCCGCCUCCACCCCUCCCUCCCUAUUAAAUGGCCAGAGGCCCCAGACAACCUCUUGUGGCCCUGAUGUCAUCCAUUCUGGGGCUGUCUACCAGAAGCCCGCCCCAGGGCUCGGCCACACUUGCCCAGGCCCAGGGGUGCCACGGCCGGUGGAUGCGACGGCCCUACUCUGUUUCAUUAGUUCUAAGACGCAACACUUUCUCACUUUGAUCAGGACGCUUCUUGUCAUCUGUGGCACCUUAGGGUCCAUGAAAUAUGAUUUAAAAAAAAUUACUAAUAAACGAGAACUGAUG
Talpa occidentalis (Iberian mole) is the source of this 1040-nucleotide messenger RNA. RefSeq names its product sperm acrosome associated 4 (gene SPACA4). The transcript has a single exon. The record is from RefSeq and is a predicted model, not a curated record. NCBI's taxonomy places the organism in Eukaryota, Metazoa, Chordata, Mammalia, Eulipotyphla, Talpidae. Bases 319 to 696 code for a protein of 125 amino acids.